This is a messenger RNA of Punica granatum (pomegranate), 3171 nucleotides long. Lineage: Eukaryota; Viridiplantae; Streptophyta; Magnoliopsida; Myrtales; Lythraceae. The record is from RefSeq and is a predicted model, not a curated record.
AAGCAAUUAGGGUUCUCUCCAGAUCUCUCGAGGACCAUUCAGAACUUCUCUCUCUCAACUCAACCCACCCUUCCUCUCUCUGUUUCUCUCUCCUGAGGCUCUCCGUCGCCAAGAGCCCCAUUUAAAAACCAUGGACUCUCAGCUCUAACAACCUCUCGAUUAUUCCACACAGGCACCCUCCCUCUCUCGCUCUAUCUCUCGUCUCCGUCUCUCUCUGCAGCGCUCGCUGCUCCGUGGGACUCCGCUGAAGCUCGGCGCCGCUCCCGAUCUGUCCUGUUAAAGGUGGUUGUGAUUGGCAAAGAUGAGCGUUGUCGGCUUUGAUUUUGGAAACGAGAGUUGCAUUGUUGCUGUCGCGAGGCAGAGGGGAAUAGACGUUGUGCUUAACGAUGAAUCCAAGCGUGAAACUCCUGCAAUUGUCUGCUUCGGCGAGAAGCAACGGUUCAUUGGCACUGCUGGAGCUGCCUCUACAAUGAUGAACCCCAAAAAUGCCAUUUCUCAGAUUAAGCGGUUGAUCGGCCGUAAGUUCUCGGAUCCUGAACUUCAGAGUGAUCUUAAGUCAUUGCCUUUCGCUGUUACAGAAGGGCCAGAUGGAUUCCCAUUGAUCCAUGCUAGGUAUUUGGGUGAAUUGAGGACAUUUACACCGAUCCAAGUUCUGGGCAUGCUGUUCUCUGAUCUCAAAGGCAUAGCUGAGAAAAAUCUCAAUGCAGCAGUAGUAGAUUGUUGCAUUGGGAUUCCUGUAUAUUUCACAGAUAUCCAGAGAAGAGCUGUCCUCGAUGCUGCCAUGAUCGCCGGGUUGCAUCCUCUCCGUCUGCUUCAUGAAACUACGGCAACUGCCCUGGCUUAUGGUAUAUACAAGACGGACUUGCCUGAGAAUGACCAGCUUAAUGUUGCAUUUGUUGACCUUGGUCACUCGAGUAUGCAAGUUUGCAUUGCUGGCUUCAAAAAGGGGCAAUUGAAAAUAUUGGGGCAUUCCUAUGACCGGAAUCUUGGUGGUAGAGAUUUUGAUGAGGUUCUUUUCCGGCAUUUUGCCGCAAAAUUUAAGGAGGAAUACAAGAUCGAUGUAUACCAGAAUGCUAGAGCAUGCCUGAGGCUCCGAGCAGCAUGUGAGAAACUGAAAAAGGUUCUCAGUGCCAAUCCUGAGGCGCCCCUUAAUAUAGAAUGCUUGAUGGAAGAAAAGGAUGUUAGGGGCUUUAUCAAAAGGGAGGAGUUUGAACAAAUUAGUGCUCCAAUCUUGGAACGUGUCAAAGUACCAUUGGCAAAGGCCCUUGCAGAUGCGGGACUUGCAGUUGAGAAUGUUCAUAUGGUUGAGGUUGUUGGUGGAGCUUCUCGCAUUCCAGCUGUCGUGAAGAUUAUGACAGAGUUUUUCGGAAAGGAACUCAGGAGGACAAUGAAUGCUACUGAAUGCGUGGCUAAAGGGUGUGCUCUCCAGUGUGCCAUUCUAAGUCCCACUUUCAAAGUUAGAGAGUUUCAGGUUCACGAGAGUUUUCCAUUUUCUAUAUCCUUGUCGUGGAAAGGUGCCUCUUCAGAAGUUCAGAAUGGAGCAGCAGAAAACCAACAAAGUACUGUUGUAUUCCCCAAGGGAAAUUCAAUACCCAGUGUGAAAGCUUUGACAUUUUUUCGAUCAGGAACAUUCACUGUUGAUGUCCAGUAUACAGAUGACAGUGAGUUCCAGGGUGCAGCAAAGAUCAGUACGGCAAUGAUUGGUCCUUUCCAGUGUACCAAAGGUGAACGUGCUAAGGUGAAGGUGAAAGCCCGGUUGAAUUUGCAUGGGAUUGUGUCUAUUGAAUCUGCAACUCUGUUGGAAGAAGAGGAGGUUGAGGUACCAGUUACAAGUGACCCUGCAAAAGAAGUCAACAAGAUGGACACUGAUGAACAGCCAGGUUCCGUGCCCCCUACUUCAGGUGAAGCUGAUGUUAACAUGCAAGAUGCUAAAGGAACAGCUGAGGGUGAUGCCACUGGUGUUGAGAAUGGCGUUCCUGAAUCUACUGACAAGCCUGUGCAGAUGGAGACAGAUAACAAGACUGAGGCUCUGAAGAAGAAAGUGAAGAAAACAAAUAUUCCUGUGGUGGAGACCGUUAAUGGUGGGUUGUCUCAAGCAGACUUGCAGAAAGCAGUGGAGAAGGAGUUUGAAAUGGCUUUGCAGGAUCGCAUCAUGGAAGAAACCAAAGACAAGAAGAAUGCUGUAGAAGCCUAUGUGUAUGAUAUGAGGAACAAGUUGUCUGACAAGUAUCAGGAAUUUGUGACCGAGUCGGAGAAGGAUCAGUUCAUCAGUACGUUACAGGAAGUGGAAGACUGGCUGUAUGAAGAUGGCGAAGACGAAACAAAGGGUGUCUACAUUGCGAAGUUGGAGGAGCUUAAGAAGGAAGGUGAUCCAAUUGAAGAGCGAUACAAGGAACAUAUGGAGAGGGGAACGGUGAUCAGCCAGCUCGCUUACUGUAUUAACAGCUACAGAGAAGCGGCCAUGACAAAUGACCCGAAAUUUGAUCACAUUGAUGUGUCGGAGAAACAGAAGGUAUUGAAUGAGUGUGUUGAGACAGAGGCCUGGUUGAGGGAGAAGCAGCAACAGCAGGAUUCUCUUCCUAAACAUGUCACUCCAGUUCUCUUGUCUGCCGAUAUAAGAAAGAAGGCAGAGGCUCUUGACAGGGUAUGUAGACCUAUAAUGACGAAACCGAAGCCUGCUAAGCCAGCAUCCCCCGAGGUUCCUCCGAGCCCGCCACCUCAGACUAGCGAGCAGCAGCCUCAAGGUGGGAGUGAAGAUAAAGAGGCUGCCCCUGGGGAUAGUGAAGUUCCCCCACCACCUGCAGAACCAAUGGAAACUGACAAGUCCGAUGCACCUCCUGCAGCUUCAUAGGUCCGUGAAGAUCCGCGGGAGUGUGGGGUCGUACAAUUUGGUUCUUGUGUGGUAGGAAGGAUCUAUUAUGUGCUUUUUUGUUAGACGUGUUUAUCGAUUUUUAAUCUUAAAUUGUUCUCCAGAGUCCGGGGUUCUUUUUUUUUUUCAAAUGGGGCUUUCGAGGGGAAGGAUACUCUAAUGAUAUGGGAAGCGUCUAGGUUGCUGUUCCCAAUAUACUAUUGGUUAUCUUCUCACGAUAAGUGUCAAGAGGGAUAAAAAUUUUUUACCUGUGGAAGAAGUUUUAUCCGAGUCUAUAAUUUUAAUUAUGCCGUUGUGAUGCU